This is a messenger RNA of Xenia sp. Carnegie-2017, 2564 nucleotides long. RefSeq names its product cytosolic endo-beta-N-acetylglucosaminidase-like. Gene Ontology annotation, cellular component: cytoplasm. The transcript is spliced from 12 exons. Gene Ontology annotation, molecular function: mannosyl-glycoprotein endo-beta-N-acetylglucosaminidase activity. Bases 118 to 2532 code for a protein of 804 amino acids. The record is from RefSeq and is a predicted model, not a curated record. NCBI's taxonomy places the organism in Eukaryota, Metazoa, Cnidaria, Anthozoa, Malacalcyonacea, Xeniidae. Gene Ontology annotation, biological process: protein deglycosylation.
UUAUGUUAUAAAUGGAAAUGACGAAAGUGUUCGAGAUAUAAAGUGUGCAAUUUUACAGUAAUAUUUUACAGAGUUUGCAUGGAGUACUUUACUGUUAUUAUAUUGUAAGCCGCCUUAAUGGCUGAUUUGUCCACACUACUUUUCACAGCGUUGUUGAUAUUCUUGUCUUAUUUGUUUUGGCAAUGGUACUCUUCACGACAUACACAACACAAAGAGCCGGAAAAACCUCAUAGAGCCGAUAUAAUCAAAAAUCGUUUAAAGAAAUUCGAUAAUCCCUUGGGAAAAAAUCCAUCGACAAAACUUACCGACGAUGGACACAACAAAAGUGGUGAUAGCAGAGAUGGUGAGGGGAUCUUAGAGGAUAAGAAGGAUAUUAUUCUGGCUAAAUCUACUCAUAGCCACCAAAGUGUACGGUUUUCACUCACAGAUAAAGAACUUACCCAGGAACCUGUUAUUCGCCCGUUGAGAAAACUCGAAGAGCUUUUUGCAUGGAGAGAGGGGUAUGAUGAAUUCAAUGUAGCUAGUACACCAUUAAUGAGGGACACUGAUGGAUUGGAGCAACGGCCAAGGACUAUUGUGUGUCAUGAUAUGAAGGGUGGAUAUUUAGAAGACAGGUUUAGUCAAGGAUGUUCAUCAUCGGAUUGCUAUAGAAUAUAUCAUUGGCAAUAUAUUGAUGUAUUCAUAUACUUUAGUCACAACAUGGUUACCAUCCCACCACCAUGUUGGACAAAUGCUGCUCACAAACAUGGUGUGGUGGUUUUGGGUACUUUCAUCACAGAAUGGGAGGAUGGUGCUAUGCAAUGUGCAAAGAUAUUUCAUGAUAAGAAUUUGUACCAGACUAUUGCUGAUCAAUUGGUCCUACUGGCUAAAUAUUAUGGAUUUGAUGGUUGGCUCCUAAAUAUUGAAAAUCCCAUUCAGCCAGCUCAAAUGAAGAAUGUGGUUGAAUUUGUGAAGUAUCUGACAGAUGAAAUGCACAAACAGAGUGCGUCAUCUUUGAUAAUUUGGUAUGACAGUGUUACAUAUAAAGGUGAACUAAAAUGGCAGAACCAACUCAAUGAUGAAAACAGUGUGUUUUUUAAUAUGUCCGACGGCAUUUUCUUAAAUUAUGGUUGGAAUGAGAAAUGUUUGGCUUCAUCUGCUCAAGCAGCUCGUGAAAACAGACAAUAUGAUGUGUAUGUCGGAGUUGAUGUGUUUGGCAGGGGGGUGUUUGGUGGAGGGGGAUGGAAUAGUAAUAAGGCAACUCACCUCAUCAAAGAGAAACUUCUUUCAACGGCCUUAUUUGCUCCGGGAUGGGUCUAUGAGAAAUACAAAUCAAAUUUUAAAAUUAAUCAAGAUAAUUUUUGGGCCUCCAUUGCAGCAGAUUUAAAUACGCAUUUGAUUGGAUCUCGUUUGCCUUUUGUGACAUCAUUUUGUCAAGGUUAUGGAGACAAAUUUUUCAGUUAUGGAAAGAUUGUUCUACAUCAUUCAUGGUCUCACCUUAGUGCACAGCAACUUCAACCAACUUUCAUCAACCAAGUUUAUAGUCUAGGACAACCCGAUGGUGUUUCUCUGACCUCCGUUGACCAUCAGACAGAUACGGCAUAUCAUGGUGGUGGUUGUCUCGCUCUUGAAGGGUCAACGAAAAUUACCAAUCAACCAUCAAAAGCUAUUGUAAGGCUUUUCAAGACCAAUAUGAAGCUUCCAAGAACCACAAUGAUCAGCGUAACGAUGAAAGUAGAAGGAAACGAUUCUUUGGUUGUAGCUUUACAAUUACAUAUUGAUACAAAACCCAACUAUAUUAUGUUGUGCCCAAUGAACAAAGAUAGUGCUGUAGAUGAGCAAGACUGCCAAGAAAUGGAUAUCGUUGACAAACGUUUGGUAGAGCGUUACGGGGUGCCCAGGUCAGGAAAAGCUAAUAAACGAUGUAUGUCGUUACCAACAGUUGGUGAAGAGCAUUACAGAUUGUUUUCACCUUUACACGGAGACUAUCACACCAAAAUGAUGGAAAUUUGUUGUGACCACAAAGACGCUGAUAGUAGCUCUUGGUUUACAAGAUACUACCUACUUGCAGAGGAAAAUCUCAAAGGUUCCACUGUUAAAGAAAUUCGUUUGGUUUUAACAAACAACACAAUCUCUGAUUCUUCGAUGGAAAACGAAAGCGUUUCAUUCAAACUUCAUAUUGGAGAGAUUAAGAUUAUUAAUGCUGUUUCCCUCAGACAACCUUUGCCAUCAAUUUAUGGAUUGAAAUGUCUUGAAAGUGAAAUUAAAUGCCAUGUAAUUGAUGAAAAUACGCAAGCAACGACUUUAACAUUAUCUUGGAAUUAUGACAACAGUUUAAACAUUGAGCGUUGGGAAAGAUUUCAAAUUUACCAUCUUCAAGAUGGCGAUAAGAAUGUGUUUCUAGGAUACGCUUAUUGUUUGUCGUAUGUGGUCUGUAAUCUUCAUAUACCAAGGACACAGACUGAAAUUAAAUUUUGUGUACAGGCUGUGAGCGUUUGCCAGCGUAAAGCAAAGUUAGAAGAUUGCCCUACGAUUAUUGUAAAUUGGUCUUGAAAUUCACAAUUAAAUGUCUUUAUUUGUAUAAA